GUACCCGUCGCAAAGACAGCUUAUGUGGCUUCGUAAUUUAAGAACGAAAGAGCAUAUGUGGCGGACUCGAGAAUCCGAAACUCUCAUUGCACAGAGCUACAACCGUCGAAACUAGUCAACCACCUAACACAACUACACAAGUCUCCCCGUUUCGCCGGUGGGCUGCCGCUGACGGUAGCCGUCCAACCUCCACUGCAACCGUUGGCUGUCUCCCCAGCAAGCAUUACACGGGCUACCGGUGGCGAUCCGGGAUAUUGUUCUACGCCCCUGACUUCCUCCGUCGGCUAAAACUUUGAAUCCUUCUCCGUUUCUGGGGACUCAGAGAAGGGAAGUACACAAGGAUGAUCAAACUUUUGGACUGAUCUUUGUUAGGCUCUUAAGAUCUCUUCAUCUUUGUUUCAGCACCAUUCGAGAUUCUCUACCUUAAUUCGCUGGUCAAUGAGAUCUGUUCUUCCUGUGAGGUUGGUAAUUUUCCUCUGUUCUUUGAUUUCCGUUUGCUUGUUUUGGUUGAUGACGAUUGCUUCAUGGACUAUUGAGGAUUGAAUUGUGAAAUUGUGCCUUCUUCUGGGUGCUUGUUGGGGUUGCUUCAAGUUUUUAUUUAAGAACUAUCCAUCCAGAAACUGUAUCUCAACUCAAAUAUAACUUGUUGGUUCCUAUAAUAUAGGAGGUUCCAUCAUCAUUUAGACAUUUCACGGUGCUCUACUUUGGUGGUCAUAAUUUGAGCCGUUACAGUGUUGACCUUAGAGUCUUUGCAUUGUAGGCUCUUUUACAAAUUCUUAGGGCUGCAUACCAAAAUCUUGGCCGAAACAGAUGGAGCUUGCCAGAGAAGAGCCCAUUGCCAAUGGGGAUGUAGGGGAAAUCGAUAGAGAACCCACUGGUGAGAGUCUUCCUCAUGAAAAUCCUGCUGCUCUAGCUCGUCUCCCUCGCAUGGUGAGGCAAAAAGCUUAUAUAUUUGAUGGUCAUGGGAAUUACUAUAAUAAAGAGUGGGUUAUAACCGAAGGUACAGGUCAGGAGUUCUGUUGGUACCAUGUUGAACUCCCCAGAAGUAACCAGAAACUAACUUCAUCAGCACAAUGGCUCAUUGAUCUUCUAUGCCCUCCACUGAAACUCCAAGAUAUUUUAUCACUAGUUAGCAACGGACCCUUCUGUGGAUUUGUUGAUGGGGCACUUGUGUUCAGAGUUAAUUCUCCAGGCACCCCUUCAAGCAACUUUACAUUCCGAUUGGCAGCUAGAGUUACUGAAAAUUCGGUAAUUACUGUGUCAUUAGGCCAUAUUCCUAGGGUAGGAUUCUCACCAACGAGUCAAUCUCUUCUUUCAGAGAUUCCCAGUGUGGAGUCUCCUUAUCGUAGAGGAACAAAUAAGGAAGCAGCUGGAACUUUGAUCAAGGAACAUGUUCUUGAGUUCCUUUUAACUAUGAACCAUUCUGAGGAGGCUGAUAAUCCUGUUCCAAAAACAGUCUCAAACCUGGUUGUUCAUAUUCUUGACACCCACGUCGAUCACCUUCAAGAUACUGUAACUAAACUAGAGAUGGAGUUGGAAGCUGUGGAGCUUGACAUGGAUAAAGGUAGUUUUGCUUUGAAGAAACAAAUGCUAGAUGAUAGAAGGUUCCCAAAAAUGCACCUUAAUCUCCAACGUUUGCUUCAGGUGAUUGCGCAUGGGGAGCAAGUACUUCCUCGUGUGAAGGAAAAGUGUUCAACAAAAGGGUGGUUUGCCAGCCAAGACAUUAAUGCCUCGGAAGAGUUGAUUGGAAGAUUGAGGAGGCUAAAAGAGAAUGUGGGGUUCAUAGCGAAUCGUGUAACGGCGAUUCAGGCAGGUCUUGACAGUUGGCAAGCUGAGCAAAUCAAUCGGAAGCUGUACUAUCUCUCGUUCCUUUCCAUUGUAUUUCUUCCGCUGUCAAUCAUCACUGGAGUAUUUGGGAUGAAUGUUGGAGGAGUACCAUGGACAGGCCAAGAUGACCCGGAAUUAAAAGAUGGUUUUCAGAAUGUGAUACUUCUGUGUCUGGGAAUGCUAUUGCUUGUGCUACUGUGCUUUCUCUUCCCGUCCGCUUGGGCAUCUUUUGCUUCGUGGAGGCAGAGAAUAGCCAUGAAAAGAAGCUGGUCGAUCAACAGGAAAUCAUUUCUCAAGAGAACUAUCGGGUUACAAGAAAGAAAAGGCUACUUGCGCAUUUGAUUCAGGAAAGUGAUCAUACAUACAUAUUGCUAACUCGACUUUUUUAUUAAUGUCCCUGAGUAUUCAUCAAGAGUUUAGCAAAGAAGCAAUGUACGUAAGAAUAUAGCAAAUUAGCGUAGAUGCUGCCUGCAUUGGGCCAUUCCGACUGUUUUCUGAUGACUUUGGGUUCAUUGUUGUAAGUUGGUUGUCCCUGGCGUCCCUUUUCGCUGGCAUUACUUGAGUCUUGAGAGCGCUGUAUAGAUGAUUAUAUUUGAUGCGAAUGUAUUUCUUUUCUUUGGGUGGCAGAUGUUGCUUGUACUUUUUCAGUUUUUGCAGCCGACUUCAACUGAUGAUUUCUUCACCGAAAUCAAAAUGCGAGCUAAAAGUGGAUUCGUUCUACUUUUCUAUGUUGGCAUUUGUGGCAAAUAGUGUUGAAAUUUAAUGUUUCAAACAAGA
Messenger RNA from Linum tenue, 2604 nucleotides. Lineage: Eukaryota; Viridiplantae; Streptophyta; Magnoliopsida; Malpighiales; Linaceae. The record is from the annotation of a GenBank genome assembly.